ACAUCGUCCAGCAUGAUGGGCCCUCGCACGAUGGACUCACGCUCUCGCUUGCCUUCUCUUUCUCGCCAAAAGUCAACGAAACAACUCAUCAACCGCUACGAAGCCAUGGCCGGUUCUACUACUCCUGCAGAGCCUACUGUCCCGACAACACUAAAGAAGGACCGACCUUCCGUUCGUCAGUCUUUUCGAAAUCUUCUGGGUCUAUUCAAAAAGGCGGAUGGAAAAAUGAGGCUAAAUAAUGUCUUUUCUGCUAGGCGGUCGCCAUCUGUGUCUUGCCGCGCCGAAUCCUUGGUUUCGCGCAGGUCUUCUUUCGCAUCGACGACACCAGCGCCUUUGUCAGGACCGCUGCUGUAUCUUUCUAGGGUGUCCAUUUCUACCUCGAAUGCUACAACUUUUCCAGUCUGGACUACCUGCACAGGAACCCUUGAAGGCGAUUCUAUCUCCUUGUCCUGGCUCUCGCCUCAAGGGCUCCAAAAAACUCAUUCUGUGUCACUAAAAGGAUGCACAGAUGUUCGAUCCCUUACAGCUGCUCAGUUGGAAGACGAGGAGUUGAUAUUGCUUCCCAGGAAUGAUGGUAUAGACGAAUUGAGGCUAUUUGAGCUAGUAUUCGGAGACAAAGAAACGAAGAAAUUCGCUACGACUUCAGUUCGAGAGCGAGCGAGCUGGGUUAGCGCUGUAUGGGACGUCGUUCUGUCCUCGCAGGAUAUCUCAGGUCGCCACAUGCAAAAAGAUGCGACUGCGGGCCAUGACCAAGACGUGCCUUCCGAAGAUCAUCCAUUACCCCCCUCACCAGCUACGCGCUCCUUGCCUGCACUUCCUGACCACGACGUUCUGUCUCCUUUGUCUUCGGCCCUGCCGGACAAUUCCCUGAAUCCUUCGCAAGCAGGUCAUAGUAUCUCGGAGAAUGAUCGCGAGCCCUGUGAUGAAUCUUCAAUCCGCCAUUCAAGCGGACCCAAGAACGGAUCGAAAUUCCAGAGUAUUCGUGUCGAAGCCAUAAGCGCUGAAAAACCCUUGCCAGACGUUGUGGCGCAGGAACGUAUACACCGGAAAUCGUCUGUUGAAACCGAAUCCAUCUUCGAUGCUUACUACGGCGGCGGUCACUCAAUCUUCCAGGAUGAAUCUCUUCACGCGGCAAAAGCUCCUACGGAACCUACCGAUGCCACCUUCGAUAAUAUACGACCGCUGAAAGACGACCUGCAACAAAUAUCCAGCAAACUCAUUGGCUUACGAGAUAAUGUCGACUCUGGACUGGCUAGUACACGCCAACGUAUUCAAGACAUCAACGUAUGUUUCGGACAUACAGAGACUCUUCUAAAAUCGUUGUCGAACGACCUAGCCAAUAUGGCGGCAGCCGGUCCUUCAGUCCCAUCGGUCAAUUCUCAAAUCGAGCGUCUAAUUCAAGUGGUGGAGACUCUGCAACGUUCCCUGCAUACAGAACUAUCCGGGGUCAAGGAAUCUUUGGACGCUACACGACAGAACCAGCGAUCUUCUGGGCCUGUGACUGCCUCUCAGGAGACUCCUCAGCCCGCUGCUGUGGACGAUUCAGCCUCUGCCAAAGCCAUACAGGAGAAAUUAGAGGCUAUUCUUGCCGUUCUGAAUGACAAAGCUGAGUUGCUAGGUAUUCAAGAGCUUCUGCGAGAAGAAGGGAAUCAACGUGCUCUGCAAGGACAGCAGCAGACUGAUAGUGUCAGAUACCUGAAUGAGUUGAAUUCGUGGCUGGAAUCAUUUGUAACCAAUGGUGCCUCUCAAAUACAGGCCGUGCACGGGGCAGUGGAGCAAAUCCGCCACAUCCUCGGAUGCGACGUCGAAGGCGACCAGGAUCCAGGUUCGCUUUUCAAAUUAAUGCAAGAUAUCAGAACAUGCACGAAUACCCUUCAAACAUCUAUCGACAAUCUGGCCGGAUUCGCCAAUUCCAGGAAUACCUUUAAAUUGUCGAAUGAGAUCAAAGGCGAGAGACUUCGAUUUGUCGAUGCUAUGAAAGAAGCUACAGAAAUUAAUGUGCAAACUCAUGUAGAGGAGUUCAAGAAGGAACUCAAGCGCGAGGUCCAUGGAAUGACGCAAGAAAUAGGCCGUCUCUAUCGGGAACGACAGACCAUGGAGAACCAGAUUGCCGAACUUUUUGCUUUCUACACCAAACAGAAACAGGGCAUACCUUUCGCAGCAAAUGCUGUGCAUCAGGCGCCCUUUGUGCAGGUACCUGAUCCAUCUCAGCGACGCCCCCUUCCCAGCCCACAGAGGUAUAGGCCCGGCUAUUGA
Molecule: messenger RNA, 2256 nt
Organism: Desarmillaria tabescens
Lineage: Eukaryota; Fungi; Basidiomycota; Agaricomycetes; Agaricales; Physalacriaceae
Exons: 7
Coding region: 13-2256 (747 amino acids)
Source: RefSeq, a predicted model, not a curated record